AUGGGUUGCGGACAAUCAAAACACGAUGUUGUUACGGGUAACACCACGACGGUCCGAAAACCUUUGGAAGCUGAAUCAGUGAAGGGCCAAGAGAACGAGACAAUUAAAAGACAAGAAAGCUGCCGGUGCAAGAAAACGAACGACAUCUCAGCGGUGGUUUCUUCAAACCAGCCAAAAAUCACCGUGGAAAUUAAUACCAAUAAACUGAAGGAAAAGAAAGCUGGAGGAGAUUGUGGCGAGAAGCCGGAGGGAGAGACAAAUGAUCAACAGAAACAUGAGGAAAAGGAAACAACCACUUUGCCGUUGGUGACAGCGAUAGUGUCGGAAAAUAUUUUGCCAGAGGCAGAAAAAGUUGAUAGUGAUACAAUUGUAGAAGAGGAAAAAAGUACGGAAGAUAAAACUUCUGGUAACGUUGACACUGAAAUUCUACUUCCCGAGGUUGAAGAACCAAAACUGGAUGUAGAGACUCCAAUAACAACGGAGUCAGAAGUUCAAGAAGUUUUGACCAAAGAGGAUGUAGAAAUUGCUACCUCGGAAAAUGUUGAAACCGAGUCCAAAGAAAACGAUGACACUUUUAUUUUGAGGGACGAAGAUGAAGUCGAUCUUAUAGACAAUGUAGCCGCCUCGAAAACUGUUGAAAUUACAUCCACAGAAAACGACGACACUUUUGUUUUAAAGGACGAAGAUGAAGUCGAUCUUAUAGAGAAUGUAGAGACUCCCGCCUCAGAAAACGAAGACACUCUUGUUAUAAAUGAUGAAGCUGAUCUUGUAGAGACUGUCCAAAGUGCGUCCGCAGAAAACGACGAAUCUCUUGUUUUAAAGGACGAAGAUAAAGUUGAUCUUUUAGAGAAUGUAGAGACUCCCACCUCAGAAACUGCAACUACAGAAAACGAUGACAUUUCUAACUUAAAGGACGAAGAUGAAGUUGAUCUUGUCGAGAAUGUAGAGACUGCUGCCUCGGAAACUGUCGAAACUGAGCCCACAGAAAUACGAAACUGAGCCCACAGAAAUCGAUGACACUCCUAUUUUAAAGGAUGAAGAUGAAGUUGAUCUUCUAGAGAAAGUAGUCGAACUUGUGUCUACAGAAAACGAUGACACUCUUUAUUUAAAGAAGGAAGAUAAAGUUGAUCUUCUAGCGAAUGUAAAGACUGCCGCCUCAGAAACUGUCGAAACUGUGCCUACAGAAAAAGAUAACACUCAUGUUCUAAAGGAUGAAGUUGAUAAUGUAGAGACUGUCAAAAGUGCGUCCACAGAACACGAUGACAUUCUUGUUUAAAGGACGAAGAUAAAGUUGAUCUUAUAGAGAAUGUAGAGAUUACAGUCACACAAAAUGUCGACAUUGUGUCCACAGAAAACGAUAAAACUCAUGUUUUAGAGGAAGAAGAGAAAGUUGAUCUUGUAGAGGUAUGAAAGUUCAGCUAAUAUACAUUGUUUUAUAAUGGUAACUAGUUUGAUAUCAUUAUUAAGAAGUCCAUUUAAGAAAUCUCUUUCGAAAUUUGUCAUUUUUGGCGUUGUGUAGGGAAAUCCGGCAAAGCAAGUUGAGGCGGCAUGAAGAAAGCAUGUAUAUAUAUAUAUCAAGCAACUUUAAUCUGUGUUACAAAUACAAUAUGCACUACCGCACAAUCAAAUAUAUUGGUUAUUUAUUUCUUCUAUUUAAAAAAUAAAAAUUCAAAAAAAAAUAAUUUGCUUCAUUUAAACCUAUUUGAACCUUUAAAUGUAAAUCAUGUGGUUGAUUAUCCAAAUGCAACGCUUGAAACAAAGGUACAAGCUUGUUUUGAGUUUGCUUCUUCAACAAGGUUAGUGCAUUUCCAAAAUCUUCCCAUAUGGUUAUUAUGAGAUAUAUGGAAGAGUAGGAAUAAGCUUAUAUUCCAAAAUAAAAAUAUGCAUUGGAAGACUAUGUUGAGAUAUGCAAAGAAUGAUGCACAAGAAUGGAAAGGGAUUGAUUUGAAUGAUGGAACGGCUCACACGACAACUGGUAGACAGAAUCAGGGUUGUGAGGAAUUAAGAAGAUGGAAUUUGCCAACAAAUGGAAGGAUUAAGUGUAAUGUAGAUGGUUCAUUCCGGAAUGCGAAUACAGAGGCCACUGCAGGUUGGUUAUAUCGCAAUGAAGAGGGCCAAUAUUAGGGAGCAGUACAGGCACGAGGUAGGAAGGUCAGUACAGCAUUAGAAGGAGAGUUACAAGCUA
Molecule: messenger RNA, 2185 nt
Organism: Brassica napus (rape)
Lineage: Eukaryota; Viridiplantae; Streptophyta; Magnoliopsida; Brassicales; Brassicaceae
Product: enhancer of translation termination 1-like
Exons: 2
Coding region: 1-999 (332 amino acids)
Source: RefSeq, a predicted model, not a curated record